Oncorhynchus keta (chum salmon) is the source of this 2283-nucleotide messenger RNA. RefSeq names its product nudE neurodevelopment protein 1-like 1b (gene ndel1b). The transcript has 9 exons. Gene Ontology annotation, cellular component: kinetochore; centrosome; kinesin complex. Gene Ontology annotation, molecular function: microtubule binding. Gene Ontology annotation, biological process: microtubule nucleation; cell migration; chromosome segregation. The record is from RefSeq and is a predicted model, not a curated record. The coding region runs from base 145 to 1200 and encodes 351 amino acids. NCBI's taxonomy places the organism in Eukaryota, Metazoa, Chordata, Actinopteri, Salmoniformes, Salmonidae.
GUUACGUUACUUCCGAGAGUCGCGUUGGCGUUUUCUAAACACAGACAGACAUUUCGAUGAAGACAGUCCAGGUCAGAAGAUGUGGCGACUGUAACUGAAUCUGGAUCCAGACACACGGAUUGGACAUGCCCAGGUUGUUCUACCAUGGACACAGACAUGAUACCAACAUUCACUUCAAAAGACCAGGAGAUUGACUACUGGAAGGCCUCAUCCCUCAAGUAUAAGAACAGUUACCAUGAGGCCCAGGAGGAGCUGCUGGAGUUCCAGGAAGGGAGCAGAGAGCUGGAGGCAGAGUUAGAGGCCCAGCUAGGACAGGCUGAACACCGUCUCAGAGACCUGCACACAGAGAACCAAAGACUGAAGAGCGAGUUGGACAACCUCAAGGAGAAGUUGGAGCAGCAGUAUUCCCAGAGCUAUAAGCAGGUCUCCAUGUUAGAGGAUGACCUGGGACAGACCAGAGGAAUCAAGGAACAGCUGCAUAAAUAUGUCAGAGAACUGGAGCAGGUCAACGAUGACCUGGAGAGAGCCAAGAGGACGACCAUCGUAUCUCUGGAGGACUUUGAGGGUCGUCUGAACCAGGCUAUAGAGAGGAAUGCCUUCCUGGAGAGUGAGCUGGAUGAGAAGGAGUCUCUACUGGUCUCAGUACAGCGACUAAAGGAUGAAGCCAGAGACCUGAGACAGGAGAUGGUGGUGAGGGAGAGGACUGCAGACAGGAUGUCAGCCCCCAGCUCUCCUACCCUGGACAUGGACAAGCUGGACUCUGCUGUCCAGGCCUCCCUGUCCCUGCCUGUCACCCCUGUAGGGAAGGGCAUGGACCACCCGUUCAUCAACCCUAAAUCAUCAGUGUUAACAAAUGGCUGUGCGCCUGGCGGCUCACCUCUGACCCCAUCAGCAAGAAUCUCUGCUCUUAAUAUCGUUGGGGACCUUCUUAGAAAAGUGGGGGCGCUGGAGUCCAAGCUAGCUGCAUGUAGGAACUUUGCCAAGGACCAGGCGGUGAGGAAAACCUACUCCACGUCGUCCAGCAACAUGAUCACUGGGAACGGAAACCUCAUCAACAGCAACGCCACCAAGUUCUCUCACUCACUACACACCACCUACUACGACAAAACGGCUGUGAAUGGACUGGACCCCAGCACCCUGAGUGCCCUGACGGCACCCCGGACUGUCUCCCCUCCUGGCAUGCUGCCUCUCACCGUUUAGCAUGGCCCCCACCUCUGUACAAGCUCCCCGCAGAACAAGGUUACCCUCAUCCUUCACCCCAAACCCCCCCCCACACCAAAUCUCUGUACAACUCCUGUACGCCCCGCAGAACACUGAGAGGAGAGAACACUUGAAGAACCGUUACUGUGUGUGUGUGUGUGUGUGUGUGUAGGAGAGACACUUGACUGAAUGAUUGAAAAGGCCUCACUCACCUAUGAGUGGGUGGGGUAGGAUGCUGGGUGUGUUUGUGUGUAUUUAACAUACAGGCACAUGCCUCUGCCUGAGCUGUUCUUUGCUCAUGUGGAUGAUGUGUUGAUGACCUCUGUGCUCUGGAGUGUCUCCAUUUUGGCUCCAUCAGUUUAUCAGUUUCACUCUAUAACAGCUAUAUAACAGCAACUGUACCUGACAAAGGUCCCCAACGGACUGCAGCUUCCUUCCUCGUAACCUUUUAUUUACUUCUCUGAAUGAAUUGCACAAUUACAAAUAAUUUAUAUUUACAGUGUUGUAUUUAAAAAAAAUGAAAGGGGACUUUUUGCAAAGUGAGAUGAUUUGAUCAUUACUGUAUGUAUGCUUUAAGAUGCAAUAUUUCCUGUUUGUUUGUGUGUUAUGUUAUGGGGUCAGAUGGAGUUGAUGACCCUUAACCUCCAUGUACCGAAGAAUGACUGAAUGAAUGUUUACUGUGUUCAGGCUGUGAUCAGAACCAUGUUCACUUAUUGGGCUGCAUCUCAAUAGUCCAGUUAAUAGCCUCAUCUCCUUCCUCUCAAUAGUCCAGUUAAUAGCCUCAUCUCCUUCCUCUCAAUAGUCCAGUUAAUAGCCUCAUCUCCUCAUCUCCUUCCUCUCAAUAGCCCAGUUAAUAGCCUCAUCUCCUCAUCUCCUUCCUCUCAAUAGCCCAGUUAAUAGCCUCAUCUCCUCAUCUCCUUCCUCUCAAUAGUCCAGUUAAUAGCCUCAUCUCCUCGUCUCCUUCCUCUCAAUAGUCCAGUUAAUAGCCUCAUCUCCUCAUCUCCUUCCUCUCAAUAGUCCAGUUAAUAGCCUCAUCUCCUCAUCUCCUUCCUCUCAAUAGUCCAGUUAAUAGCCUCAUCUCCU